UGUUUUCCUGGUGGGUUUAAAAUUAAACCAUGCUGGUAUAAGGAGCACUCUGAAUGAUCGAGAUCAAAAUGGAUAAUAAAAUUUGCUCUUUACGUAUUGUAUUUAUUCAUUUUUUGCUUUCUAUCCCGAUAUCGUUUUCUUCUGGCGACAAUAUCUGUGGCUACAAUGCUGAGGGCAAGUCUGUGUGCUGUGCUUAUCAUUACAAACUUAGUGGAGAAUGCAUAAAAUGCCCUUUGGGAUCAACUGGACUACGAUGUGAUAGACGAUGUCAGUUUCCGAAAUAUGGUGAGCUCUGUUUGCAGACAUGCAACUGUUCUCGGAACCUUUGUCAUUUUGCUUUUGGAUGCUUCGAUACGGUUGCAAAAUUGUCAACAUCAGGACCAGAGCUCACUCAACACUUAAGCAAAUCAACAAAUGCAAGAAACGUAAUGCAGAAUUCAACAUUUAAUGUGAAUACAACUUUUAGGAAUGAAAUUAAAAUAAAAAGUGAUGACCAUGAGCCAUCAAUGAAAACGCUCAUUGUGAUUAUCGUUAGUAUCGGAACAGUAUUAAUUAUACUUUUAUUAGCAAUACUUAUUCAGAAACAAUUACAUAUAUAUCACAAUGUUAGACGUAAGAAAGACAUUGCCGAUGUCACAGAUGAUAUUCUGGAUUAUUAUGAAAUCAAUAGCCCAAAUACAAGGGAAAAUGACCAAGCAUAUUACACGCAUCUUCAAAGCAACAACAGGGUGCAUGAACUGGAGUUGUCUGCAGAGUUCAAUAGCAGUGUCCCUACUCCACACAAUGAGUCUUCCAGAUACGAAUACUUUGAGAGGGAAAACUCCGUAUCUUCAAAAUCAUCAUCAGCGUACACAGAAAUAAUGACAUAGUAUAUUUGAGUACAUUUCACGUGUUUGCAUUUUGGGUAUAGGAAACUCCUCGUUCUUAUGAUUCAAAACAUAUGAGGUUGCACGGUAUAUACUAGAAUUGUUUAAAUUAUGUUUCUUUUAUCUCUCUUUCCUUUAUAAGAUUGUUGAAAGUUAGUGUAGUUAAAACCCACGUAUUUUCAAAAAUUCUUAUCACACAUAUUUACAGUCCUUAAUUAAAAGUUAACCAGAAUCUCACUUAUAUGUCCACACUUAUCGCAAAAGCGAGGGAACAUGAAUUUUCAUCUGUCAGUCUGUCUGUUAGUCUGUCAGAAACAUUUUAACCUUGGUCAUAUCUCUUGAUGAUCAUAAUA
Saccostrea cuccullata (small rock oyster) is the source of this 1219-nucleotide messenger RNA. RefSeq lists its product as uncharacterized. The coding region runs from base 54 to 869 and encodes 271 amino acids. NCBI's taxonomy places the organism in Eukaryota, Metazoa, Mollusca, Bivalvia, Ostreida, Ostreidae. The record is from RefSeq and is a predicted model, not a curated record. The transcript has 4 exons.